AUUUACCUUCCCUUGAAUACAACGAGGUCUGCCAACUACCAACAUCACCAUUAGCAACAUAUCAACAACCAACAAUGCAACACUCCUCCUACACAUCAUGCUUUUUAUAUGCUUCCCUGUUUAUCUCUUUUCCUAUAACCUGAUCUUAUGUACAUAUGCGUUGAUCGCACCACUUUGAGCUAUUUACGCAAACAAAACUCCUCCCACUUUACAUUGCCCUACUCUCAUUCUAUCUAUACCUAUGUGUGAAUAUUCUUACCGCCCUUUGUUCUGAUUAUGUGGCUGGCCAGAGGUCAAUUAAUACUUUCUUGCCCUAUUUCGUUUACUAGCCCCAUCGCUAACCCCACUUCUCGCUCGUUGCUAUCAUUUAUGACUCUCGAUCAUCUUAUGGGGCAUCAGCGUCCACUUCUUUUAUCCUGCCAGCUAUUAUAUCUUUCCUGUAAUAUAUAUUUUUCUCUGUUUCUUUCAGUCUCCACUCCCCACCCCCACCUUUCCUUAUCUCCUUCUAUAUCGUAUAUGUAUUAUCAUCAUUAUCAUCAUCAUUAUCAUCAUCGUUUUCAUCGUUUCAUUUUUUCCUUUUGCCGGGAUGAACCAAAACCUACAUCUGAGCAUGACAUUUCCUACUGUUCCCCUUACUAAACCCCGGGAUCAGACAAUAAAUCACAUUUAUUUGUUCUUAAGUUUUUUGACUUAUA
Zychaea mexicana is the source of this 695-nucleotide messenger RNA. RefSeq lists its product as uncharacterized. The record is from RefSeq and is a predicted model, not a curated record. The coding region runs from base 277 to 639 and encodes 120 amino acids. Lineage: Eukaryota; Fungi; Mucoromycota; Mucoromycetes; Mucorales; Lichtheimiaceae. The transcript has a single exon.